AAAUAUUUUGCUCGAGUAAAUUGAAUAUUUGAAAUUUCGUUGAGCAAUAAACAGUUGAAUAAAUGUAAACAACCUAAAUAUUGAUUUCAUAUACAUUUAUCCAACAUUCAAAUAUAUUAAUUUCACAUAUUACAUAUUCAUAUAUAUAUUUUAAAACAUGUUUGUCGUGUCAAAAAAUUGUAAAAUUGAUAAUUAUCGACUCAUCGAAUUUGAAGUAAUCUCUUUGAAAGAUAAAAUCAGCUGGUUUUGACAUUGGUUAUUGCUUCGCAUAAGUGAAAUAUUUUUAGGUAACUAUGGCCAAGUAUUUGGGACUAGACCGUCUUGGUAAAAUAUUUCAAAUAAUCCGCCAAUCGGGUGGAAUAAAGAAUGCCUACAUGAAAAUGUACAGGUAUGAUGAUCUAAAAAUUGGUACACUCGUAGGGACAGACAAAUAUGGCAACAGGUAUUAUGAAAAUCCUUAUUACUUUUACGGCCGCAAUCGUUGGGUGGAAUAUGCCGAUCACUUAAAUUUGGAAUAUGACGGUUCACAAAUACCCGCUGAUUGGUAUGGCUGGAUGCAUUACAAGACCGAUUUACCGCCAACACGCGAUGGUAGCCGUCCCAAAUAUAAGUGGAUGGCUGAUCACAGUGAAAAUUUGUCUGGCACUAAAGAACAAUAUAUGCCGUAUUCAACCACAACACCAAAAGUACAGGCAUGGGAUCCGAAAAAAUCUAAAUGAGUUGUUGUUGUAAUUUCGAGAAUGUGUAGUGAAUAAAAAAGAAAUACGAAUUAUCAAUUUUCAAAAAUUGUCAAUAAUACAAAACAUAUAUAUUCGAAAUGAGUUUUCAUCGUUCUCAGUUAGUUGCAAUUAAUCUAAGUGCUAUUUAAAUAUAAUUUCUAAACAUAAA
Bactrocera oleae (olive fruit fly) is the source of this 888-nucleotide messenger RNA. RefSeq names its product NADH dehydrogenase (ubiquinone) B17.2 subunit (gene ND-B17.2). The record is from RefSeq and is a predicted model, not a curated record. Gene Ontology annotation, cellular component: membrane. NCBI's taxonomy places the organism in Eukaryota, Metazoa, Arthropoda, Insecta, Diptera, Tephritidae. Gene Ontology annotation, biological process: response to oxidative stress; mitochondrial respiratory chain complex I assembly.